Messenger RNA from Talpa occidentalis (Iberian mole), 942 nucleotides. RefSeq names its product olfactory receptor 1J4-like. The coding region runs from base 1 to 942 and encodes 313 amino acids. NCBI's taxonomy places the organism in Eukaryota, Metazoa, Chordata, Mammalia, Eulipotyphla, Talpidae. Gene Ontology annotation, molecular function: G protein-coupled receptor activity; olfactory receptor activity. Gene Ontology annotation, cellular component: membrane. The record is from RefSeq and is a predicted model, not a curated record. Gene Ontology annotation, biological process: G protein-coupled receptor signaling pathway. The transcript has a single exon.
AUGUGUUGGGAGAACCAGAGCAGCGUGUCCGAGUUCCUCCUCCUGGGGCUCCCCAUCCGUCCAGAGCAGCGGGGCCUGUUCUUCGCCCUGUUCCUGGGCAUGUACCUGACCACGGUGCUGGGGAACCUGCUCAUCAUCCUGCUCAUCAGGCUGGACUCGCGCCUCCACACCCCCAUGUACUUCUUCCUCAGCCACUUGGCUCUCACUGACGUCUCCUUCUCAACUGUCACUGUCCCUAAGAUGCUGUGGAACAUGCACACUCAGGACCUGUCAAUCUCCUAUCCAGGGUGUAUCUCACAGGUGUAUUUUUAUUUGGUUUUUGGGUGUGUAGACAAUCUCCUUCUUGCAGUGAUGGCCUAUGACAGGUAUGUGGCCAUAUGUCACCCCCUCCACUACACCAUCAUGAUGAGGGAAGAACUGUGCCUGCUGCUGGUGGUGGGCUCCUGGGUCAUCUCCUGUGGCAGUGCCCUCUUGCACACUGUCCUCCUGGUGGGUUUGUCCUUCUGUGCUGACAACAUUAUCCCGCACUUUUUCUGUAGUCUCUCUGUCCUACUCAAACUGUCCUGCUCAAACACCUCUCUCAAUGAUUUGGUGAUAUUUACUGAAGGGGCUGCAACAGUCAUUUUUCCAUUGAGUGGCAUCCUGGUCUCUUAUGGCUGCAUUGGGGCUUCCAUCCUGAGGGUCCCCUCUACCAAAGGCAUCACCAAAGUCUUCUCCACCUGUGGCUCCCACCUCUCUGUGGUGUGUCUCUUCUAUGGAACAAUCAUGGCGGUCUACUUUGCCCCCUCUUCAAGCAACUCUAAUGACAAAGACAUGAUUGCCUCCCUGAUGUACACAGUGGUGACCCCCAUGCUGAACCCCUUCAUCUACAGCCUACGGAACAGAGACAUCAAAUUGGCUUUUAGGUUUCUUUUCAGAAAAGAUGUCCCUUUUGUCAGGUGA